This is a messenger RNA of Octodon degus (degu), 4781 nucleotides long. RefSeq names its product leucyl and cystinyl aminopeptidase (gene Lnpep). Lineage: Eukaryota; Metazoa; Chordata; Mammalia; Rodentia; Octodontidae. Bases 592 to 3627 code for a protein of 1011 amino acids. Gene Ontology annotation, cellular component: cytoplasm. The record is from RefSeq and is a predicted model, not a curated record. The transcript is spliced from 18 exons. Gene Ontology annotation, molecular function: zinc ion binding; peptide binding; metalloaminopeptidase activity. Gene Ontology annotation, biological process: proteolysis; peptide catabolic process.
GAAGGCCUCUGGGGCCAAACCAUGGUGAACUUGUACAGUUAAGUCCCAGUUUGGGAGGGAAUUUGUGUUAUUCUAAGUCCAACUGGUACCCACUGCAAGUUCUAAAGGCAGAAGUAGGAAAUGGAAUGCAACUGUCAUUUUAACAUGCAAUAGUGUACUUCGAUUUUACUUCUUUGAAGCUAACUUCUAGUUCUAGCGUUGAUCACAAACCUCCCCGCGUUCCUGUUUGCCCGGGCUGUUGGCGCUGCCUCCAAGAGGCUUGUGUGCCCGCCCCGCUGCUGACCCGCAGCCCGUGACAGUUGGCAGGCGCUCGGGGCGCAGUGGAGCUAAGUCUCCGUAGAGGCCGGGGCUGCGGGCGGGGAAAGGCGGCUGCGACGCCCGCGAGAGGCGAGAGGAAGGAGGAAGCGGCAGGGCAGCCUCUCCGGACCUUGUCUCGGAGGCUUGCAGGGCCUGCUGGCUGUAGCGCUGGAGCCAAGGACAGGGGCGCGAGGGCGGCGGAGCGCGCCCCUCGGCCUGGAGCCGCCCGGCCUCUGCGGAGCCCCGCCGCCGCACCCCCAGGAAACCGCAGACAGACUUCAGCUCCCCAGGAAUAUGAUUGAAAACAGUAUGUUUGAGGAAGAACCAGAUGUGGUGGAUUUAGCCAAAGAACCUUGUUUACAUCCCUUAGAGCCUGAUGAAGUGGAAUAUGAGCCUCGGGGUUCUCGACUGCUGGUGCGUGGCCUUGGUGAACAUGAGAUGGAUGAGGACGAAGAGGAUUAUGAGUCAUCUGCGAAGCUGCUGGGCAUGUCCUUUAUGAACAGAAGCUCUGGCCUUCGGAACAGUGCGGCUGGCUACAGACAGAGUGCGGAAGGGGCUUGUUCGGUACCCUCUGCAAAGACCUUGGGAGUCUGUGCUUUUGUCAUUGUGGUUGCUAUUUCCAUCAUCAUGGUGAUUUACCUACUCCCAAGAUGUAUCUUUACCAAAGAAGGCUGCCAUAAAAAAAACCAAUCAAUGACACUAAUUCAGCCACUUGCAACAAAUGGGAAGUUAUUUCCAUGGGCACAAGUGAGGCUUCCCACUGCCAUUAUGCCACAACGCUAUGAACUUGACUUACAUCCAAACUUAACUUCAAUGACAUUCAGGGGUUCUGUGGCAAUUUCAGUUCAGGCUGUUCAGGCCACAUGGAAUAUCAUUCUUCAUAGCACAGGUCAUAAUAUUUCAAGAGUAACCUUCAUGUCAGCAGUUUCAAGCCAAGAAAAACAAGUUGAAAUCCUGGAAUAUCCCUAUCAUGAACAAAUCGCCAUUGUUGCCCCAGAAGCCCUCCUAGCAGGGCACAAUUACACCUUGAAGAUAGAGUAUUCAGCAAAUAUAUCUGCUUCUUACUAUGGGUUUUAUGGAGUCACUUACAAAGAUGAAAGUAAUGAGAAAAAGUACUUUGCAGCAACUCAGUUUGAACCUCUGGCAGCAAGAUCUGCUUUUCCUUGUUUUGAUGAACCAGCAUUUAAAGCCACAUUUAUCGUCAGGAUCAUAAGAGAAGAGCAAUACACUGCUUUAUCAAAUAUGCCUAAGAAGUCGUCAGUUCCUAUGGAAGAUGGACUUUUUCAGGACGAGUUUUGCGAGAGUGUAAAGAUGAGCACUUACCUGGUUGCUUUCAUUGUAGGCGAGAUGAAGAACCUGAGUCAGGAUGUAAAUGGAACCCUGGUUUCCAUAUAUGCUGUACCGGAAAAGAUUGAUCAAGUUCACCAUGCCUUAGAAACAACAGUGAAGCUUCUUGAGUUUUAUCAAAAUUACUUUGAAAUUCAGUAUCCACUUAAAAAAUUGGAUUUGGUGGCCAUUCCUGACUUUGAAGCUGGAGCAAUGGAAAAUUGGGGCUUAAUCACCUUCCGUGAAGAGACGCUUCUAUAUGACAAUAACACUUCUUCAGUGGCGGAUAGAAAGCUGGUUACUAAAAUCAUUGCUCAUGAGCUGGCCCACCAGUGGUUUGGUAACCUGGUAACAAUGCAAUGGUGGAAUGAUCUAUGGCUAAAUGAAGGUUUUGCAACAUUCAUGGAAUAUUUCUCUUUGGAAAAAAUAUUCAAAGAGCUCUCUAGUUAUGAAGAUUUUUUAGACUCUCGAUUUAAAACCAUGAAGAAAGAUGCUUUAAACUCAUCUCAUCCAAUAUUAUCAUCUGUUCAGUCUUCAGAACAAAUUGAAGAAAUGUUUGAUUCUCUUUCCUAUUUUAAGGGAGCUUCUCUCCUAUUGAUGCUGAAAACGUUCCUUAGUGAAGAUGUUUUUCAGCACGCCAUUAUUCUUUACCUGCAUAAUCACAGCUAUGGAUCCAUUCAGAGUGAUGAUCUGUGGGAUAGUUUCAAUGAGGUUACAAACAAAACAUUAGAUGUAAAGCAAAUGAUGAAAACCUGGACCCUACAGAAAGGAUUUCCUUUAGUGACUGUUCACAGGAAAGGAAUGGAACUUUCUAUAAAACAAGAGAGAUUUUUCUUAAAUAUGAAACCUGAAAUGCAGCCUUCAGAUGCAAGCUACCUGUGGCAUAUUCCAAUAUCAUAUGUCACUGAUGGAAAAAAUUAUUCAAAAUAUCGAGCAGUAUCCUUACUGGACAAGAAAUCAGGUAUCAUCAAUCUUACAGAACAAGUGCAGUGGGUCAAAGUCAACGCAAACAUGACUGGCUACUACAUUGUGCACUAUGGAGAUGAUGACUGGGCUGCACUUAUCAAACAGCUGAAGAGAAACCCUUAUGUUCUGAGUGACAAAGACCGAGCCAGCCUCAUUAACAACAUCUUUGAGCUUGCAGGCCUAGGCAAGGUGCCUCUUCAGAGGGCCUUUGAUUUGAUUGAUUAUCUUAGAAAUGAGAACCAUGCUGCGCCCAUCACUGAAGCCCUGUUCCAGACAGGACUCAUCUUUCACCUCCUUGAAAAACUGGGGCACAUGGAUCUGGCCUCAAAACUGGUGGCCAGGGUUCAUACCUUGCUUCAAAACCAGAUCCAACAACAAACUUGGACUGAUGAGGGCACCCCAUCCACUCGAGAGCUUCGCACAGUCUUGCUGGAAUUUGCUUGCACCCACAACCUGGGCAACUGCAGCACUACUGCCAUGAAGCUGUUUGAAGAAUGGAUGGCAUCAAAUGGAACUCAGAGCCUCCCUACUGAUGUUAUGACAGCUGUGUUCAAAGUUGGAGCAAAAACUGACACAGGCUGGUCAUUCCUCUUAAGCAAGUAUGUUUCUAUAGACUCUGAAGCCGAGAAAAACAAAAUACUUGAAGCUCUUGGCAGUUCAGCAGAUACACGGAGACUUUACUGGUUAAUGAAAAAGAGCCUAGAAGGCGAUAUAUUCCGAACGCAGAAGUUGUCGUCUGUCAUUCGGACAGUGGGGCGAAGUUACCCUGGACACCUGUUGGCGUGGGAUUUUGUCAAAGAAAACUGGGAUAAGCUGGUACAAAAGUUCCAUCUGGGGUCCUAUACCAUACAGAAUAUUGUUGCUGGAUCAACUCACCUGUUUUCAACGAAGGCACAUUUUUCUGAGGUCCAGGCAUUUUUUGAAAGUCAGUCGGAGGCAACCUUUCGACUUCGGUGUGUCCAGGAGGCUUUGGAAGUCAUCCAGUUGAAUAUCCAAUGGAUGGAGCAGAACCUGAAAACCCUGGCCCAGUGGCUGUAGCGUGCAAAUUGCACUUCAUCUUGUCACCCAUUCAGAGAGCUUGUGAACUUGGGCUCUGCUACUUUUGCAAAAACUGAGGUGAAUCUAGGAUGGCUGCCAAGUUGUUUGCACUCAUAGAAGUUCUAGUUAGCUCAGGGCCCGACUGUGUUUUUCAUCUGUCUUUACUGAAAUGUCUUUAAGCAGUGUGUAUUUAUUACAUUAUAUUCACCUAUAUGCCAGUCAUCUACAAAAUCAGUGAAUAUUUUUUCUAGGAAAUACUAAUGGGGACACUGGUUUGGGAACUUUUCUAUUUCUCAGGACCUGGAAAAAUUACCCAUACAGUGAAACAAGUAAAGGUCUACCACAACAGCUGCCAUCUUUGUAAGCUGCUGGUUUAUUAGCUGCCUUUGCUUAUUGGUAGAUACUAUUGGAAUGUGGUACAAAUUUAGCCUGAAUAAGUACCAGAAAGAAGAUGUUGAAAGUUCCAACUGUAGAAAACUGAUCUCAGGUGUGCAGAUCUACUUGCAUUUGGGAUUUUGAGCAAUCCUUUUUCUUCUGAGAAAAGUUUAAAUAAUACCUAUUUCAAUUAUUUUUCUUUCCUGCAGAAUAGACAGGUGCUACAGAAUUUUUAAAUUUUUUUGUUGUAUUGAAUAGCUAAAUAAGCAGGUCAAAAAUGUUAAAUUGUGCAAAUAUUUAACACUUAAUACUUUAUAUUGUAUAGUUUUACCACAGGAGAAUAUUCCAAACUGAGUUCAUUGUAAUUAUUUUUUUCCUCAAAAAUGCCAGUAUCCCCCAGGUCUGAACACAGUCAGCACUCCUGCUCUAGGUGACUUUAUGUUAUAUGUAAGUAUUUCUGUAUUUGUGGUAAACAUUCUGUAAGCACUGGUAAUUUUUUUUUUUUUUUGUUAUAGCCUUUUGUCUUCAUAGAUUGUAAGCACCUUUUCUCCCAAUCAUAGCCUUCUGUAGUUUUUUAUUUUAUAUGAUACAGUGACAUAUUAGAAGCAUAUUUUAAAUAAGGCCUUCGAGAGGUUAUAAAUUUUUAUUUGAAGUUCACCAUAGUACCUUAAAGGAACGCAGGAGAAUGUGGGAUAAGAGUAAGUUGAAUUUACAAACUUUAAUAUGGUAGGCUCUGAGUUCUUUCCACUAUUAAAAAUGUAGUUUUCUUUGGUUAAAAA